GGCGCGGCGUGGCUGACGGCAGCGCCGCGCGGCUCUCGGAGAGGUCACUCCGGAGACGCGUUGGUGUCGGGCUUGUGGGGGGCAGCGGCACGAUGUGGCGCGUCUGUGCGCGGCGGGCCCAGCGUGCGGUCCCCGGCGCGGUGUUCUGGGCGCGGCGGGCCGCGCGCAAGGAAGGGCCCGGGGCGGCGGGCGCGACCCCGCGGGCCGGCCGGGUGCCGGCGGGCUGCCGCGGCGCGACCACCGGCCAUGGCGGGGGCCGGGCCCUCAGUGGCUGGAGCCCGGGGGCCCGGGCCACGCCGCGCAAUCGCUUCCUGCUGCAGCUCCUGGGGCCGCCGGGCCGCCGCGCCUACAGCCUCCCGCCGCAUCAGAAGGUGCCAUUGCCUUCCCUUUCCCCCACGAUGCAGGCAGGCACCAUCGCCCGGUGGGAAAAAAAGGAAGGGGAGAAAAUCAACGAGGGUGAACUAAUUGCAGAGGUUGAAACGGAUAAAGCCACUGUUGGAUUUGAGAGCUUGGAGGAAUGUUACAUGGCAAAGAUUCUUGUUCCUGAAGGUACCAGAGAUGUUCCCGUUGGAGCAGUCAUCUGUAUCACAGUUGAAAAGCCUGAGGAUAUUGAGGCCUUUAAAAAUUAUACAUUGGAUUCCUCGGCAGCACCCACCCCACAAGCAGCCCCAGCACCAACCCCUGCUGUCGCUGCUUCGCCACCUACACCUUCUGCCCAGGCUCCUGGUAGCUCAUAUCCCACUCACAUGCAGGUGCUUCUUCCUGCCCUCUCCCCCACAAUGACCAUGGGCACAGUUCAGAGAUGGGAAAAAAAAGUGGGUGAGAAGCUAAGCGAAGGAGACUUACUGGCAGAGAUAGAGACUGACAAGGCCACUAUAGGUUUUGAAGUACAGGAAGAAGGUUACCUGGCAAAAAUCCUGGUUCCUGAAGGCACAAGAGAUGUCCCUCUAGGAACUCCACUCUGCAUCAUUGUAGAGAAAGAGGCAGAUAUACCAGCAUUUGCAGACUACAGGCCAACUGAAGUUACUGACUUAAAACCACAAGUACCGCCGCCUACCCCACCCCCAAUGGCCCCUGUUCCUCCAACUCCCCAACCUGUAGCCCCUACACCUUCAGCCCCUCGCCCAGCUACUCCUGCUGGACCCAGAGGAAAGGUGUUUGCUAGCCCUCUUGCAAAGAAACUGGCUGCGGAGAAAGGGAUUGACAUUGCUCAAGUAAAGGGGACGGGACCAGAAGGCAGAAUCAUCAAGAAGGACAUUGACUCUUUUGUGCCUUCCAAAGCUGCUCCUGCCCCAGCGGCUGCUGUGCCUCCCCCGGCUCCAGGAGUGGCACCAGUUCCUACAGGUGUCUUCACGGAUAUCCCAAUCAGCAACAUUCGUCGAGUUAUUGCACAGCGGUUAAUGCAGUCUAAGCAAACCAUACCUCAUUAUUACCUUUCUAUUGAUGUAAAUAUGGGAGAAGUUUUAUUGAUGCGGAAAGAACUCAAUAAGGUGUUAGAAGGGAAAAGCAAACUUUCAGUCAAUGACUUCAUCAUAAAAGCUUCAGCUUUGGCAUGUUUGAAAGUACCAGAAGCAAAUUCUUCUUGGCUAGACACAGUUAUAAGACAAAACCAUGUUGUUGAUAUCAGCGUUGCUGUCAGCACUCCUGCAGGACUCAUCACACCUAUUGUAUUUAAUGCACAUAUAAAAGGACUGGAAGCCAUUGCUAAUGAUGUUGUUUCUUUAGCAACCAAAGCACGAGAGGGGAAACUGCAGCCACAUGAGUUCCAGGGUGGCACUUUUACAAUCUCCAACUUAGGAAUGUUUGGAAUUAAAAAUUUCUCAGCUAUUAUUAACCCACCUCAAGCAUGUAUUUUGGCAAUUGGUGCUUCAGAGGAUAGAUUGGUUCCUGCAGAUAAUGAGAAAGGGUUUGACGUGGCUAGCAUGAUGUCUGUUACACUCAGUUGUGACCAUCGGGUUGUGGAUGGAGCAGUUGGAGCACAAUGGCUUGCUGAGUUUAGAAAGUACCUUGAAAAACCUAUCACCAUGGUGUUAUAAUUAACCCAAGGAUUUCUAGACACUCCCAAGUCACAUUGUUUCAUUCAUCAAGAUAUUUAUGUUAUAAAACAGAUUUUUUUUUCUUUUUUAAAAAAGUUAACCAGUUAUUUUUUAGUCUGUCCAGAUAAGUUAUUUGUAAUGGGCAUUACUGAUUUUUUUUAAAUGCCAAUUACACUCAGAUAUUGUACACAUUUGAUAAAGACCAGAUUUUAAACUGUGUACUCUAGUAAGGGACCUGUGGCCUCCCCUUUGGUGAUAAGUACUUCCACUGGGAAAUGUAGAGGUAAGAAUUUAAUCAAGGUUCCCUGCUGAAGCAAGUACAUAGAAGUAGUUACUUGGAUGAAAACUUGAGGACUUGACAUCUAAUUGCUUCAGAUGUUUUACUUAGAUUUGAGGGAAAGAGAGAAAGGAAAAUUAAUUCCCUUGGAGAAAGGAUUUGCAUUUAAAUAUGAUUUUGGAAUUUAACCAUAAUUUAAAAUUGUUGUAGAAGUGUGGUUUGCCAUAAAUUGGAUGGGUAAAGAACUUAAAGGAAAUAUGUAAAAUUAAGGCAAUUUUCUUAGACUCCCUUCAACUGUUUAUUUUUCUAUGAAUUCAUAAAUAGUUGUUUUCACCUCUUGAGAUGAAGAUAUAAAUAUAAACUGGCUGCUAGUAUAAAUGAGAAUUUGUGUGGGUAUUUAUUUAAACAACUUAAUGUGUAACUCUGAGAGCAGAUUUCUAGUUAUUUCCAAAUAAAAGAGUAUGCUUAUAUAGAAUUUAACGGAAGAAGUUACGAAAGUAGAAUUUUUUUCCUGCAGGAGUAACUGGUGAUUGUUUGCAAAUGAAUUUGUCAGAAUUUUUAUUACCCAGAUAACAUUGGUAAGCUCUAUCAAUUCUCUGUGGAAUAGGUACUUAUGUAAAUAUUGUUGGACAUGUGCCAAGGAUAAUUUAUCACCAAGAACUAUCUGAAAAGGAGAGAUAGACAUUGAUAAAUAGUGUGGAAUGCUAAAAGAUUAUGACCAAAACGAAAUGGUCUUCCAAAAUUCUGCUUAGAGGGAGUAAAAAUUACAUAAUGUGUCCUGUGUGUUUCCACCCAGCAUUGAGUCUUGUGAAAUAAGAAAGCUCUCAAGUUUAGUGAAAAGAAAAAACAAUCAGGUUCUCACCUUAGCCUAAAUAUUUUUUUUCUAUUUUAUAAUUUGCCUUUCUUCUACUGGGUAAUUAUAGAGAAAAUGAUAUUCAAGACAAUAAUGAAUUGGGAAUGUUACCACAAUUCCAUACUUUGUGCUGACUUGAUUUUUUAAAUAAAUAUUUGGAAUUAUU
Messenger RNA from Sorex fumeus (smoky shrew), 3332 nucleotides. RefSeq names its product dihydrolipoamide S-acetyltransferase (gene DLAT). Gene Ontology annotation, cellular component: pyruvate dehydrogenase complex. Bases 93 to 2036 code for a protein of 647 amino acids. The record is from RefSeq and is a predicted model, not a curated record. Gene Ontology annotation, biological process: pyruvate decarboxylation to acetyl-CoA. The transcript is spliced from 14 exons. NCBI's taxonomy places the organism in Eukaryota, Metazoa, Chordata, Mammalia, Eulipotyphla, Soricidae. Gene Ontology annotation, molecular function: dihydrolipoyllysine-residue acetyltransferase activity.